UUCCGCUGUUUGCAGCUUCCGCAAAAUGAUAAUUUAAUCUUAGAAGAAAGAAAAAGCGCAAAGAACAGCGAACUCGAGCAGAGCCUUGUCUUGCCAGAGAGCUCCUCAAUUCAUUGCACCUGCCGCCGGCUUCAGAGACACGAUGGUCCCCGGCGGGCUCGCCGACGCCUCGCAGUCGACCCCCGAAAAGUGUUAAGAUGCAGCUGCAGUCUGGUGCUUUCUCUGUCUUGCUCAUCGUUGUGAAUUAUACCUGGACCAGGGUUUCUGCUACACCACCCAUCAAUCCCAAAUGCAAAGUGGUCCAGAAGACUGCACAAUAUAGUGGUUGUGAGCUGAGGUCUGUACCAUCAGAGCUACCAGAAGAAAUUGAGGAACUUUUUCUUAACAACAAUCUUAUUGAGUUAAUGACAUGUGUGUUUUCUAAAACUUCUCAACUGCACACUCUUAAUCUUGGAAACAACCUCCUUUAUACACACUACAAGAAGACCGCUCAGGCAUUGAGUGCUCUGACAUCUUUAAGAAACCUAGAUGUUUCUGGGAAUGUGUUGACUGAAGACAUGGCAGCACUGUUUGUCCAGAAUCUCACUAACUUGGAGGUCCUGUCUCUCUCCCACAAUAUUCUCAUGAGGCUUGAUGAAUCAAUCUUCAGCAAGCUGCACAGCCUACGUGAAUUGAACUUAGAGAGGAAUCUUCUAUAUGAGAUUGAAGAAGAUGCUUUUCGUGGCUUGGCCAAACUCCAAGUACUCAACAUAGCUUUUAAUCAGCUUCCGUGCAUUGUAGACUUUCAUCUCACCUCAGUGGUUCAUCUUAAUUUGAGUCAUAAUGUCAUUGAAUGGUUUCUUUCAUCCCAAAAUCAAGAAGAGGCUUUCCAACUGGAAACAUUGGAUUUAUCAGUCAACCGACUCCUUUUCUUCCCACUAUUGCCAUAUCAUAGCCACAUUAAGAAUUUGCUGUUAUCUGGAAACCAAGUGGCAUUUCAUGAAACUACAGGAAAUGGCAGCUCUUCCAAAUCCUCCAGCAUGCUGCAGUUUGUCUUUUUGAAUGGGACUGUUAUUAAUAUUUCUUCCACGUAUCUGUGGGAGGAGACUCUUCAAAGAGACAUCUCGUCUUUGAACAUUCUAGACAUGACCUACAAUUGCUUGACUCAUCUGCCAAAGGGUUUCAUAAAGAAAAUGACAGCCUUGACAGGGCUACUUUUAGGACAUAACACUUUAGAAUCACUGGACUUCAUGCCUUCAGAAAUCCCAGUUUCACUUCAGGAUUUAGAUUUGAGUGACAAUGAACUUUCAAAUCUUAAGCAAAGUUUUCCUGAUUUGCCUCCCCAUCUUCAGGUUUUCAACCUGAGUUUGAAUGGGCUACAACAUUUCCCUCGCCAGAUAUUUUCAGGAUUGUCCAAAAUCAAAUUAGUGGACUUGAGUUUCAACCAUCUUGGAAUCUGCUCUUUCCAUGAUAAGAACUCCACCAACUGUGUGGCAUGGAAUGACAUUAACUCUCUUCAGUUUCUUUAUCUAAGAGGCUGCGAUCUUAAAGAGAUUCCCACAAAUUCAUUUUCUGGGUCUCCUAUUGCCCAUCUCGAACUCUCAGAUAAUCAAGGGAUCCUCCUGCCAAAGUCCUCUUUACAAGGGCUUACUCGGACUCUAGUCUAUUUAGGCCUCAGGAACACUAGUUUUACAGAUGUUGAUUUCUCUAUGUUCCAAAAACUGAAAUUUCUGGAUAUUUCAGCAAAUUGGUUGACCAAAAUCCCCAACUCUGCCUUGCGGCUUGACCUAAGCCAGCUGAAUUUGAGAGACAACAAGUUAACAGCCAUCGAUUUGACACAGACCAAGGGGUUGAGCAGGAAAGUGAAUGCUAUUUUGCUUGGGGGAAAUCCAUUCAACUGCUGUAGUCUAGACUGGUGGCACUUCCUCCAAAGACAAAAUUCAACAUGCAUUUUAGAUAGGACUGAUGUAAAGUGCAUUCAUUCAACGCUGAACCAAGGAGACAUUCACAUGGAUUUGUUCCUCAGUAGUCUCUGCAACAAAAGGGAUGGAGAAUCUAUCUGGUUAUAUGUCCUGCUGUUCUUGCCCAUUUGUCUUACCUUUGUCUGUGCCGGUGUGGUGUUUAUUCUGUCAUUUAAUCCAAGGCUGUUACCUCGGUUUAUUAAGAGAAGAUGCAGGAGUUCUGUACCUUACUAGCGUUAAAUUAUUUUAGGUAUACAAAUUGCAAUUGCAAACAGAAUAUUUCAGAAUUGGAUGGAUGACAAAAUACACACAUAUAACAUCCCAGCAUCUUAAAAUUAUUUAUUGAUAAUGUGACUAAAAAGUUGUCCAGGAUUUUGACAAUCCGGAAGGCUAAUCUUUGAUGUAGUUUGUAUUGACCAAUGACAGUAGUGAUGUGUGAGUUUUCUGAUUGGCUAUUGUUGUACAAAUCUUUACAAGCAGCCAGUGUUUAGGCACCUGGGUGAUGUGUAGUAUGUGAGAAAGAAGAAUGUGAAGCCAAAAGAAAAUAAGUGGACUUUCAGCCAUUGUAUGCCCAAACUCUCAAGUGUCCUGUAUAAUUCUGGAUAUACUGUAAGGAUACCCUAAAUAACACAAUUUCGAAAUUAGAUUUUUUUCUGUCACGAGGUAUAGCAACCUUAAUUGGAUUUCACUAAGUUUUUUAUCUUUCUGUCUUCCAACAAGAAAUGCGAUAUAUCUGCGAAUAUGGAAUAGAAAAUAUUUUCUGCAUUUUGUAUAUUUUUACCGCUGUUUCAGUGUA
Messenger RNA from Polypterus senegalus (gray bichir), 2736 nucleotides. It is a transcript of the gene nrros, whose product is annotated as negative regulator of reactive oxygen species. The record is from RefSeq and is a predicted model, not a curated record. Gene Ontology annotation, molecular function: protein binding. Lineage: Eukaryota; Metazoa; Chordata; Cladistia; Polypteriformes; Polypteridae. The transcript has 3 exons. Bases 198 to 2174 code for a protein of 658 amino acids. Gene Ontology annotation, cellular component: extracellular matrix.